Amborella trichopoda is the source of this 2140-nucleotide messenger RNA. RefSeq names its product alpha/beta-Hydrolases superfamily protein. Gene Ontology annotation, molecular function: serine-type exopeptidase activity; dipeptidyl-peptidase activity. NCBI's taxonomy places the organism in Eukaryota, Viridiplantae, Streptophyta, Magnoliopsida, Amborellales, Amborellaceae. The record is from RefSeq and is a predicted model, not a curated record. Gene Ontology annotation, biological process: proteolysis.
GCCAUCCACAAACCAAAUCCUCAACUGCAUAUAACACUCAUUGCUUUCAUGGUAACUAAGAAGAAAACAAGCAUAAAUAUCCUUCCCAUCCAUACCCCAUAUCCUCAACUGCAUAUACCAGACAAGAAAAAGGAAGAAAAAAAUAGGGAAAGAAGGAGAGAGACCAAUAUCUCAUUCUCACAGUACCAGAACACCACUGUUUCACUUCAUACAAUACUUGUGGAAACCAGAGAUGCCUCCAUCUCUCUUCUACUUCCUCUACUUCUUGUUAUCAACAAUAACCAGUGCAAAUGCACUUAAACCAACAUUCCCAUCUCUUCAGUCACUCUGUCUGCAACAAAACCCAGAUAACAAAAGCGACUACAAACCCCAUUUCUUCCCUCAAAUAUUAGAUCAUUUCACAUUCACACCUCAAAGCUCCAAGAUUUUCUACCAAAAGUACCUCUUAAACUCUGAGUACUGGGAUGGACCUAAGAAGAGAGCUCCAAUCUUUGUUUACACGGGCAACGAAGGAGACAUCGAAUGGUUUGCAGCCAACACCGGCUUCUUGCUCGACAUCGCUCCCAAGUUUCGAGCACUCCUGGUGUUCAUAGAGCAUAGGUUUUAUGGAGAAUCCAUGCCUUUUGGGAAAGGGGCAUACAAGUCUGCAACAACAUUGGGGUAUUUAACCUCUCAGCAAGCAUUAGCUGAUUAUGCAACUCUCAUCACAAGUCUCAAACAAAAUCUCUCUGCUCAGGCUUGCCCUGUUGUGGUCUUUGGUGGCUCUUAUGGUGGGAUGUUAGCGGCAUGGUUCCGAUUGAAGUACCCACAUAUAGCAAUGGGGGCGGUGGCCUCAUCAGCACCAAUUUUACAGUUUGAUGACAUUGCCUCAUGGACUAGCUUCUAUGAUGGAGUUUCAAAGGAUUUUAAGGAUGCCAGUCUGAAUUGCUUUAAUGUAAUAAGGGCAAGUUGGGAUAAGUUGCAAGUUAUAUCCACUCAAGAAAAAGGGUUGCAAAAACUAAAUCGGGUUUUCAGGACUUGCGAGGAUAUUAAAUCUGUGUAUUCAGUGAGAGACUGGUUAUGGUCGGCUUUUGUUUACACGGCGAUGGUAAAUUACCCAACACCUGCUAAUUUCAUGAGGCCUCUACCCGCUUAUCCAAUAAAUGAGAUGUGUAGAAAUAUAGAUGGAUUGCCAUCAGAGACAGAUACUUUAGUUAAGGUGUUUGCGGCUGCAAGUGUGUAUUACAACUAUAGCAGCACCAAAAAAUGCUUUGACAUGGAGAAUGCAAGUGAUGCUCAUGGCCUCCACGGUUGGAAUUGGCAAGCAUGCACUGAGAUGGUGAUGCCCAUGAGUUGCUCUCAACAAGGCAUGUUUCCCCCAUCAACUUUCAGCUACAAAGAGAUUGAAGAUGAUUGCAUGAAGAAAUAUGGGGUCAAAGCUAGACCUCACUGGAUCACCACUGAAUUUGGAGGCCAUAACAUUGAGGAAGUGUUGAAAAGAUUUGGGAGUAAUAUUAUCUUCUCUAAUGGCAUGGUGGAUCCUUGGAGUAGAGGAGGGGUGCUGAAGAAUAUAUCAUCUAGUAUUGUAGCUCUAGUUACCGAAAAAGGUGCUCACCAUUUGGAUUUUCGGUUUGCCACAAGACAAGAUCCAAGGUGGCUUGUGGAACAAAGGAGACAAGAGAUAGAACUCAUACAAGGGUGGAUUCAUGAAUAUAACAUGGAUUUUAUGAAGAGGAAAGCUGGCUCGUCUGGGGUCACCGGAGGCGGUAAGGACUUUCGACAACGAUGAAGACCUUCUUGUAGAAUGUCAGUGUGCUAUGUGAUCAAAUGAAAUGAAGGACGUUAAGAUGUUUGGUGCUUACUCACAAACACAAACCACACAUUUUACUGCUUCAAGAAACUAAGAUAGCAAACUUUAAUGUAGCGCUUCUUGGAACUUUUUUGGGGCAUUGGCCCUUUUGACUUUCUUUUCUCCCCUAGUAAUGGCAGAUCUGGUGGACUUCUUGCAGUUUGGGAUUCUCUUGUUGUGAAUGGCUCCUGUUUUGAAUUAUCUUGUCGCUUUAUUUAUGUUAUUUUUACUAUGGUGGGCUCUAUGAGUCAAUGUUGUGGCCCUGAUAUUAUCAAUGAAAAAGAUGUGAAGAGUCUCGAGUUUCUCUGAACA